Molecule: messenger RNA, 542 nt
Organism: Zychaea mexicana
Lineage: Eukaryota; Fungi; Mucoromycota; Mucoromycetes; Mucorales; Lichtheimiaceae
Exons: 1
Coding region: 157-405 (82 amino acids)
Source: RefSeq, a predicted model, not a curated record
GUUAUAUUUAAAAAGUCGUCAGCCUAUCAGAACCAAAUUCGCGCGUACAGAAAUGGGAAGUCUUAUUUUUAGUAUUUGAAGAUGGGCAUGAAAAUGGCGUUGAUGAGAAUGAAUUUAUUGUCGAGACGAUUGCAACUCAUACUGGAUACUUGAGAGAUGCAACCCAACAGUGAAUCGUCUUUGAGUUGUCCAAUGUUGAUAGAAAGGCCAAAAGAGGAAGAUGUCCGUAUAAAGGAAGCAAAUACUAAAAGAGAUUAUGUGCGCUACACUGUCGAGUGCAGCAGCAGCAGUAGCAGCAGCAAAGCAGUCGGGGAUUCACACUCGAACUGCUCAGAGCAAUAUAAUACGUUCCCUGAUAGUAUUUUCUUGAAAGUUGUGAAAAAGUGGGUGUUGGGUGUAUUUUGACGGAAGAGCAUAAUAUGACUGUUAUCAAUUUCAUCGAUGCUAAUAUCCUUCUGCUACUGUUGUUGAAACGAUUCACUCAUCUCAAGGUUUCACGCAGCACUGUUUAUAACUUCAUGAGAUGUGAGUGCAACCUUGCA